CACGGACCAUUUAAUUGCAUGUCAAUGGCUUGACUGACCAAUGCAUAAUUGGUAGCACCCUGUUUCACCAAUUCACCCCUAAUAAUCCGUUUCUCCAAUAACAUCAUGUUUACUUUCUAAGGUCAUCAAAGAAACCACAGUCUCUGAAGAGUAUGGAGGGCUUAUUCGCGUCAGGCGGUAACCUUGAGGUGUGACUUUCAAGUGAUCUGGGUUAGCUUCACAAUUUUAGUAGACAGCGACCAUUCAAUAAAAAAUGAUUUAGUGAUUGAGAUGGGGUUGGAUGGUACUGGAGUCAGUCUAUGUCAAGAACUCAAUGGAAGGCUGAUAAACUUCUGAAUUUUUUUAAGUGGGUUAUGACACGAGUUUUUACACCGGUCAAUAUAUGUGCUGCAUUAAGUAUUUCCAGAAAUUUUUCGUUCAUGCAAGAGCCUUAUUACCCCUUAUAAUUUCACUCUAGGACCCAGCGCUUACUUUGUUUUCCUUUCAUCUUAGAAGCUCGGAUACGCUAUAGUCGCAUUUGCAUAGUAUUCAUGUGUAAAUAGUUGAUGAUAAGUAAAGCAAAUCACAAAUGAAGACCAUGCUCCUAUCUGCGACGUUGACAAAUUAAAUAAACGGCAAUAUGCCCUCAAAUACCAAAUUCCUCACCUUUGUUUUAGGGAUGGUCAUCACGUUUUCUUACAAGACCUUGUUCUGAAAUAGAUUGAUUCAAGGCGGGUUUCAAAGCUGAACUAUGACCUUGAGGAAAACGUAUGUGCUCAGUCGGCUAAUAAAAUGCCUUCGUUAUAAAAGUCUCAUUCCAUGUCAAAGAUAUUCUUGUUCAAGUGCGAAUUUGUCAAACCAAGAUCCUACUUCUGAUCCAGACAAGUUAACGGAGUUUUUGAAUAAGGCUGAGCGUUCAACAACUGAGGAUAAAAAUUUCUCUGAUAAUAGCCAAAAUUCUGUAUACAAGACGAAUGAUGAUUCAAAAUCAGACGUUGGUCCGACUUCAAUUUCCAAUUUUCAGGAAAAUUCUAGUAAAAAGGAUGAGUUUGAAGAGAAAAGAGCUGUGUCUUCAUUUUCAUUUGUUCCAUGGACAAUGAGUUUAUUUCUAAAGGAGAUGGAUAUUUCAAAGUUGCUUUCUGAACGUUCAAAAAGUUCAGAAAAGUCUUUUCAUACUUUAUUGCGCUAUAGUCCAUUUAUUCAGCUUGGGGAUUUCAGGUCUCGUGAGCUAAUUGGUGUUGUUAUUGACAACGUGGAUGACACUGAUCUUUACAUAGAUUUUGGUGGGAAAUUUCACUGUGUUUGUCAUCAACCGGCUAACCAAUUUUAUCCACGUGGAAGCUUAGUGCGUAUACGCUUAAAAAAUCCAGAGUUAACAGACAAAUUUAUGGUAAACACUAAAGGCGUUUCAAUUUUUGAAGCAGAUGCUGUACUUCUAGGACCGUACAAAGGCCGGCUUGUUAAGACUAUACCUGAAGAAGAAAAAAUGAUAACAACAAGUGCAGAUGGUGUUAAAAAACAGCGUCCCUCUACAGAUGAAGAUAGUGUGGCCUUGGAACAUUGGCGCCUCAAAUAGCAUUUUGUGUAAUACUUUUCCUUUUGUAUAUACAUGUUGUCUAGACUAAGUUAGCCAAUCAUGUAAUUUCGCCAUUGUAUAAAUGAACUAGUUAACCUUUGACAAGAUUCUUUUGAUGGGACUGUUUUAGUUUUUCACUCCGUUUAAACACCAUUUACUUUUCACACAGUACACUCAUAAUAUGCACCUCAUUUAAUAAAAUAUAUUCCCAAACAAUGCAUCUGUAAAAUAAUAGUCAUUUGUGCUAGAUUUCCUGUGAUGUUGGAUUACACCUUGUUGUUAGAUUUUAGUUUUGUUGGUUCAAUUAGUAGUGGACAAUCGUCGAAUAAAAUAUGCCGAAUGAACAGGUUCUCAAAGGGCUCGGCUUUUUGAUGUCUUAUGAUAUCAUUGAUCAACAUGGAAUCGACCUCGCAAGCUAAAUUAGAGAACCGAGACCUCUUGAAGCUAAGACAUGCAAGAUAUAAAAGUUUCCGUCGAACGUUAGGUGUAACUAUUGGCCGUAUGUCGGUGCAUUACUAAGUUUCCGUAACUUAGUAUUGAACAGUAUGUUAUUUAUGAUAGUUGACAUGGCCAUUCUGUGUAAGAAGUACAGCCGAUGCACAUCUAUAUUUUUUGUCAGGUUGACAGAUAUUAAUGCAUUUUGAUCCUGUAACUGGUUGCUAUACCAAGUCUAAUUAUGACUGGAUUUAGCUUAAACUAGUCCUUUUACGAUUAUUAUUCUUCAUAGAUAUUGCUUCUCUCUACUAUGUAUCGUAUUCAGAAAAGCACAUACGGUAUACAUAUCAAUGUAUAAUUAUCGACAUAACAAAACAAUUCUCCACAGUCUACAACCUGUGGUUCAUCAAAUAAUGAUGGAGAGGAAUAGGUUUAUUCAAACAAUAAUAAUAAAAGAGAACUACAACAUAUAUUAUAGAGCAGAAAACAAUAUAGGGUCUAUUAAAUGUUCAUAUAAGCAAAUUACUCACGCCUAUUACUCCUCAUGGUACAUAGGAUACUGACCCAGAAUCUCCAACCAACUCUGUCAUGGGCUCUCCUUUCCAUUUGUAUUCAAGUGCUAUUCAUUCUUUCGAUGUUUGCCUCCAAUUUCCAGCUCAAUAUGUCCUUGAGUCUGUCUCUUCCUUUUUCCUUCAGGAUUGCAAGUUAGCGCUUGCCUCGUGCUGCAGUUUGAUGAUGUCCGUAGUAUGACCUAUCCGUCCCCAGCAUCUUUUCCUUAUUCCUUCCUCAGCUAUAGUCUGGUUUCUUCUAUACCAGAAUACUGAUGGUGUCUGGCCAACAGAUCUGGUGUAUCUUGCAUAGACAACUAUUGGUAAAUACCUGUACCAUUUUGAUGAUGGUUGUGUAGUUGCUAUACAAGUUUCAGCCCCGUACAGCAAAACUGUCUUGACAUUUGUAUUGAAUAUUCUGACUUUGAUGUUGGCUGAUAGUUGUUUUUAGUUCCAGAUGUUCUUCACCUGUAGGAAUGGUGCCGUUGUUUUGCCAAUUCGUGUCUUCAUACUCUCAUUAACCCUCCUUGUUUAUCCUUAUACACAAUCUUUCUUUUAUAUAUUACUACAACUGAAUUAUCUAGAUCUAUGAAUUUGGUGUUCAUCUUGUUGUGCUAAUGAGGUGUGGCAAUUUGGACCGAUGCAUAUAUGUGCCUGGUCAUACGUCGUAGCUGACUAACUAUCAACGAUGCUUCCCAUAUACGUAUAGGUUUCCGCCUCUUUCAGAGCUUCUCCAUCAAGUGUGAAUUGGUUGGGGUUGACUGUGUCACAUGUGAAGACCUUUCUGUUUUUUCCCUUGUUAAUGUUGAAACUUGCUGGUGCUAAACUGUCUGUUUUCACGUGGAUUUGUUGCUGUGUACGGGAUAGAGGGACUAGGCGAUCUGCGAAGUCCAAACUGUCUAGCCGCAUGCAAGCUGUCCAUUGUUUUGAGUGCUUUUUCGGAAAUAUGGAAAUCUUCAUAGUCAUGUUAACCACUUGAAAGAAGAGAAAAGGUAAGAACAGUCAGCCUUGUCUAGCACUGACUUACACCCGGUAAGCAUCUGUGAGCUGCCCUCCAUGCAUGACUUUUUUGUGUAGUGCAUCAUAAGAAUUCCGUAUGAUGUUGACGAUCUCAGGUACAUGAUACUGUUGAAGAAGGUUGCAUAAGGUUAUCCUAUCCACGCUGUCAAAUGCGUUCUCAUGGUCAAGGAAGUUGAUGUAUAGUGAUGAGGUCUAUUCCGUUGUUUGUUCAACAAUGAACCGUUUGUUGCAAUGUAGUCGGUACAUAAUCGAUCCUUACGAAAGCCAGCCUGUUGAUCUCGAUGCUGUUGGCCUUCUGAGUCUUCCAUUCGGUUCAGUAACACUAUCGCUAACUUUGCUUGGUACUCAUAGUGAUGUGAUGUCUGUGAAGUUCUCACGCUUACUAGGAUAUCAGGAAAUAUCGUGAAUAAAUUCGACCGCAGAUCAACUGUCCCGAAUAAAACAUUUCAAAGAGAUGAUGCAUAUAAAGAAGAACAGACCAUAGAAAGCCAAAAGAUACUAUUGAAAUUGGAAGAGAGAUUUGGAAUAUCAAACUCGGAUUAUACAUAGAUGACAUAAAUAGUUGAUUAUGACACUUAACCAUCACACAUUGCUGUUCAAACGACAUAAAUAGCUGAAUAUAACAAGCUACUUACUAGUAAUAGGUAGUAUCAUCACAAUCAAGUUAAAAUGAAAUUAGACAAUGAUGAGCAUUAAUUCUUCAUGCAAAGAUACUAAGAUAAAGGGGAUGUCAGUACAAACCUUAUAAAUUUUAUAAAUAGUCAGUGGUUGAGGGGAAGUU
Molecule: messenger RNA, 4339 nt
Organism: Schistosoma haematobium
Lineage: Eukaryota; Metazoa; Platyhelminthes; Trematoda; Strigeidida; Schistosomatidae
Gene: MRPS28
Product: 37S ribosomal protein S28, mitochondrial
Exons: 5
Coding region: 731-1555 (274 amino acids)
Cellular component (GO): mitochondrial small ribosomal subunit
Source: RefSeq, a predicted model, not a curated record